Messenger RNA from Phymastichus coffea, 891 nucleotides. RefSeq lists its product as uncharacterized. The record is from RefSeq and is a predicted model, not a curated record. Bases 1 to 891 code for a protein of 296 amino acids. The transcript has 2 exons. NCBI's taxonomy places the organism in Eukaryota, Metazoa, Arthropoda, Insecta, Hymenoptera, Eulophidae.
AUGACGAGGUUGAAGCAGCCAACAUUCGUGCGCAACUCGAUCAACUUCGUGCCGACAACGAGCGGCUCGUUCAGUAACUCGCCCAACAGCAGCAGCAACAACAGCAGCAGCAGAAUGGAGCGCUUGCAGCAGGCCUCACAGCAGGCGGUGCGCUCGCCCAGGCUAACCUCAUCCCCGCGCCAGCAGUUCAUCGGGUUGCUGUCAAGCUACCGCCAUUUUGGUCCGAUCGACCAAACGCGCGUUGCUGUGGAAGUCGAGGAUAUCAUAAGCAAUCCUCCUAACGAGACUCCAUACACAUAUUUGCGCAGUAAACUCAUGGAGCGUCUGUCUGCUUCAGAAGAGCAGCGCGUGAAGCGUCUGAUCAGUGAGGAGGAACUCGGCGACCGCAAACCCUCGCAGUUCCUUCGCUAUCUUCGCACGCUUAUUGGCACGACGAUCAUUCCGGAUAACCUAUUGCGUCAAUUCUGGCUCCAGCGCCUUCCGUCUUACGUCCAGGCGAUCAUCACUGCGCAAAUAACUGCCCAACCUGCUUUGACCCUCGAUAAUCAAUCCGAAAUCGCUGACAAAAUUAUCGAGGUAUCACCAGCAACUCCUCUAUCCGUCAGAGCUGUAUCUUCAUCAACUUCCGUCAAGCAAGAGUCGUCGCAUAGCGCGCUGAUUUGCGCCAUCGAGUCUCUGAGCAAACAAGUCGCAGAGCUUUCGACGCGCAAUUCUCACAGAAAUGAGAAUCGCAGCAACAGUCGUGGACGACGUCAACGCAGCCAGUCUAGGCAAGACUCAGGCUCUGAUUCUUUACGCCUCUGCUGGUACCAUCACAAGUUCCAUGACAAGGCUAAGAAGUACAUCAGCCCGUGCAGUUGGAAAUCGGGAAACGCCGACAACAGUUCGUAA